UUUGUCAUUUAAAAUUUUAAGUCUUAAAGGCUCCAACUUGCUGGCAUAUAUAUAUUUUAUUAAUUUAAAUUCUUCUUGUAAGAGAUAUGACCAAAUUUGACUGACCACGCUUUUCCUAAUGUAGCAGCCAGCAACCAAGGAAUAGAAGGCACAGAAAACCACAGUGGGACACACGCAUUGUGCACCCGUGUCUAUGUGUAUGUUUGCCUGAUUGUGUUUCUGUGUGUGCUGAGCGGGCGUUUCAAACGUUGUGGCUUUGCAAAAUUCUUAAAAAAAUAUAAGAAAAAAGAAAUAUAGCACACAGAGCUGACGUCAAGCAGAGCAAAACCAGGAACAGCAGCCAAAACUGUUAACCUUUUGGGGAUAUCAAGCAUUUACGGCAGCUCGCGGCAACAGUAACAUUUAAGUUUUAUCAGAACAAAAUAAAGUUUUGCUGUACGGAUUGCGCCGCCCACAAAACCAACACAAGAGUAAGGCAGAAGGCGUCUGGCAGCCACAAGUGCGCGCGCUUUCCCUCAAAGGACGCUUGAGGACUUAAAGCAACAUUUUUUGUUGUUCUCCUGUUCGCUAAAGUUGCUUAUCCCUUUCAAUUUGAUUUCUGCCAGAGAACUUAAGAGGGAUUUAAAUUUAGGUACAGAAGCAGUAACUAUUCUUCGUUCAGCAAUUAAAUGCAAAUCAAAUGUGACGACUGUCAGCUGGUAUGAAAGCACGUGAAAACCGCUCACCAUAUGCGACAUUCAGUGAACCAUCCACAAUGAGCAAAAAAAGGAGCCGCAUUGGAAGCAAGACGGAGCCAUCGAAUGUAGCAAAUACUAUUUCGCCGGCUAAAGGGAAUUUCUGUAAAUGUUCCAAUAAUGGUAUUACCAAUGAUCGACUGGCCGGCAUUGAGGACAUUGCCCAGUGCGACAGCUCGGGCGUGCCGUUCAUUUUGGUCGAUGGUGUAUGUGUGAAGUCACGACAGCAGCUGCAAGUGGCGCUGUCAAAGCGAGAAAAAAAGAAUAUAAAACGCAUCCAGAAGAAAUGCUGCGUGCUUCCUUGGUUGGAUCACACGAGCCCAGCAACAGAUACGGUACCUAUCACAGAGUCGGAGAAAGAUGCUAUGGAGGAAAGUGACUUCCAGGCAGAUCUGCAGCAACUACAGCUGGACAUGCUGAGAGCAGAAGGAAACCCCACACCAUCUUUGGCUACAGGGUCGACUACGCCUAUUGCGCAUGCCACCAGUGUCGAGGAUCUAGUGCCGAAUAGGUCAAGAAUGGACGAAAUCCGCGCACAACUGGAGAAGCUGCGCGAGCAGCAGCAAAGCGAUCCGGUUACACCCACCCCACUGGCAGAGAAACAACGCAUAAGGAGGCAAGCCACGUUUGACAUUGAGCGAGAUGCGCCGAUUGAGACGUGUGCUUCAAGCAUCUCACUAGACUUCCAGACCCCCAUCCUUUCCCAACAGCGUCUGAUUCGUGCCACAACGAUCAGCCAAUUGCCGACAAUUGACACACGACGGACCUUACAAAGGAUGAACAGCGCGACCUGCUUGUGCAAGAAAAGCACCUCCAGCAUGGUGCUGGGAAGUAACAAGUCCUGCACAUUAGAGCCUCUUAAUACUCAGAGAUCGCCUGUGUCACCCAUUGUCAGUCAAAUCGGUGAUCUGCUCAUGCAGUUGCCGCAUCAACAGCAAGAGAAUCUUCCACGAAACAGUGGACCCUACUCAUAUGUGGUAACCAUUUCGCCUAGCGUAGGCGGCACUAGCUGCAACGUAGAGCCGCUUCCAUUAACCAAAACACGCUCGCUGACGUUUCCAAAUGCCUCACGCUGUGUAACUGAAACGAUUAAGAGAGAUUCGCCCAUAGAUAUAGGUGCUGCCCCAUCAACCCUUCAGCCCAAGUCACGAACAUUCCUAAAGAUGCCUAGAUUAUUCAAGAAAAUAAAGAAGUGAUUGGCAAACAAUUCUGACGAGUUUAUUCGCAAACGGCAGGAUGAGUAGUUAGACAUGAUGUCUCUUGGCCAUUUCAUUGCUAUUCAAACUUGUCGUUAUUAUCUAUUGAUCUCUCAUCAGUUUCAAUAGUUAUUCGAUUAAGAUAUUUCUAAAUAAAAAAAAAUAUUUAAAUGAAUAAACACAAUAAA
Molecule: messenger RNA, 2118 nt
Organism: Drosophila montana
Lineage: Eukaryota; Metazoa; Arthropoda; Insecta; Diptera; Drosophilidae
Exons: 3
Coding region: 701-1930 (409 amino acids)
Source: RefSeq, a predicted model, not a curated record